UGCUGUUAAAAGCAGAGGGUGAAAAGUUUCACAUCAUUGUGGCCUCUGCAGGAGGAGGAAGGAAGAGGACUAGGUGAACCGCUGCAGCUGCUAGCCACUCUGGAAAUAGAAAGCAUAAACAUGGACGAGGAUUUGGAUAAGGGAUUCAAGAAGCACUGUAUCCAAGGGAAACAUGUGGCCAUGAUCGUAGGAGCGGUUGUUGUGGUAGGAUUAGCUGUAGGGCUCGGGGUAGGUCUCACAUAUCCAGAGCCAUGUAAAAAUACCAAUGGAUGUGAUGACACAACAAAGCCUUCUACACCUUCCUCCACCCCUAGCUCAACCUCUCCUACCUCUUCUACCACCACUUCUACCACUGCUCCUUCGACUUCUAAGACUUGUCCAGUUAAGGAUGACAGCAGUGGGGACUGGAAGAACUUCCGACUUCCAUCACACAUCCGACCUUUGCAUUAUGACCUGGAAAUCAAGCCAGAGAUGGACAAAGACACCUACACUGGCACAGUGACCAUUUGGCUGAAGUUGACCCGCAAAGACAAGAAUCUAUGGCUGCACAUCAGGGAAAACGAGAUCUCAGGGCAGCCCAAGCUGAGGGAUCACAGUGGGCAAGAGAUACAACUCAGUCAAUGCUUUGAGUAUAGACCACAGGAGUAUCUUGUGAUGGAGUUCGCACAAGAGUUGCAGCCCAAUGCCGAUGAUGACAAACUGGAGGACACCUACCUUCUGACCCUGCAGUUUUCUGGUCAACUCAAUGGUUCUCUGGUGGGGUUCUACAGGACCACAUACCAGGAAAAUGGCGUGACCAAGAGUAUUGCAGCUACAGAUCAUGAGCCAACAGAUGCACGAAAAUCGUUCCCAUGCUUUGAUGAACCCAACAAAAAGGCAACUUAUAAAAUAACCAUUAUUCACCCCGCUGACUACGAUGCAAUCUCAAACAUGCCAAGAGAGACUUUAACUGACAUUGGAGAUGGGUGGAAAAAAAGUGUGUUCGUGAAGUCAGUCCCUAUGAGUACAUAUUUGGUUGCCUUUGCUGUCCACCAGUUUACAUAUGAGGAACGAAUUUCAAAAAGAGGAAUCCCUCUGAGAAUCUAUGUGCAGCCAAAUCAAAAACAAACAGCGGUAUAUGCUGCAGAAACUACAAAAAUUGUAUUUGACUUCUUUGAAGAGUACUUUAAUAUGAACUAUUCUCUACCCAAACUGGACCAAAUAGCAAUUCCAGAUUUUGGAACUGGAGCUAUGGAAAACUGGGGAUUGAUCACUUACAGAGAGACUAACCUGCUUUAUGACCCCAAUGAAUCAGCAACAGUCAAUAAACAGCGAGUGGCAGCUGUAAUAGCUCAUGAGCUAGUACAUCAGUGGUUUGGAAACAUAGUCACAAUGGACUGGUGGGACGACCUGUGGCUUAAUGAAGGCUUUGCCAGCUUCUUUGAAUAUUCAGGAGUGAAUUCCGCUGAGCCCACAUGGAACAUGCUUGACCAGAUUAUAAUUGAUGACCUGCUCCCUGUAAUGAGAGAUGAUGCACUCCUGUCCUCCCAUCCAAUUAUUGUCACUGUCUCGACCCCUGCAGAGAUCACAUCUGUCUUUGAUGCCAUUUCAUACAACAAGGGUGCGUCCAUUUUGAGAAUGCUUGAAGGCUGGAUUACUCCACAAAAGUUCCAAUUAGGAUGCCAGAAAUACCUUGAAAGAUACCAUUUUGAUAAUGCGAAAACAGAUGACUUCUGGAAUUCUCUGGCAGAGGCAAGCGGUGAGCCAGUAAAAGAAGUAAUGGAUACCUGGACUAGACAGAUGGGUUAUCCCGUGCUUAAUGUUUCAUCAGGAAAUACUGUUACACAGGAAAGGUUUCUUUUGGAUUAUGAAGCAAAUCCAUUAAACCCCCCUACAAGUUUCAAUUACAGGUGGAAUAUCCCAGUGACAUUUUAUUCAACCUCCAAUAAAGAUGAGAAGAAUAUUUCAAUGUACAAUAUAGCAGAUGCGUCCAUAACUUUAAACCCAUAUAACAGCAGUGGUGCACAGUUCUUCAAAAUCAACGAUAAACACUUUGGAUUUUUUCGAGUAAAUUAUGAAACUCAAACUUGGCAGGAUUUAGCUGCACUGUUAGUGAGAAACCAUUUGGAAUUAAGUGCUGGAGACCGAGCUGGAUUAAUUGAUGAUGUCUUUGCAUUAGCAAGUUCUGAAAGGCUAGACUAUAACAUCUCACUCUACUUGACCAAAUAUCUUCAGCAAGAAGAAGAUUAUCUGCCUUGGCAAAGAAUGAAUUCUGCCCUUUCCUACCUAAAUGACAUGCUGGAAAAUGACGCUACCAUCUACCCAAAAUUUCAGGAUUAUUGGCGCAAACAAGUAAAACCAAUCACAGACAGACUUGGUUGGAAUGAUACUGGCACUGAUAUAGACAAGCUCCUUCGACCUCUAGUUCUGGCACUUGCAUGCAAGAUGGAAGAUCCUGAUGCGCUGAACAGUGCAUCCCUACAUUUUAAUGAUUGGAAAAGGGGAGAAAGCAUUGCAGUAAAUCUCAGGCAGUUGGUAUACCGCUAUGGGAUGAAGCAGGCUAAUGAUGAAAAGUCCUGGGAUUUCAUGUUUCAGAAAUACCUUGAAACGCCAUUGGCUCAAGAAAAGGAAAAGCUGCUUCAAGGACUAGCAGCAGCAAACAGCAUUCCAAUUCUGGAUAAAUACCUGAAGUACAUUUAUAAUACCAGUCUUAUUAAAAGCCAAGAUGCACUGAAUGUGAUAUAUUACAUAGCUGUAUAUAGUAAGCUUGGAAAACAAAUGGCAUGGGACUGGGUACGGAUCAACUGGGACUAUUUGGUCAACAGAUAUACAAUCAAUGAUCGAAACCUUGGUCGUAUAGUUACAAGAAUCACAGGUACAUUCAAUACAGAGGAUCAGCUGUGGCAAAUGAAUAAUUUCUUUGAAAGAUACCCAAAUGCUGGGGCUGGAGCGACCCCUAGGCAGCAAGCACUGGAAACCGUCACAACUAACAUUAAGUGGGUCAAAAAUAACAAAGAUGGCAUCAAAUCCUGGUUGGAUGACAAUGUUGUUCCUUAAGAACAUAGUUAUUAGCAAUGUAUCAAGAUCACUAAUGUUUCUAAAUUUGCCAGCAAUGUAUAUUUUAAAAUAAAAGAGGGGUAUAAUGUACAUAUCAAAUAUUAUAGAAGGGAAACAUGAGGAAAUAUAUCCGAGGUCCAUUUUGUCUUGAAGAAGAGAAUGUCUCAGAAAAAGUGGAGAGGGUGUCCUGCUUAUAUUUGUAUUUAUUAUGUGUAUAAAAUGUACACACAAUGGGGUUGCUAAAUGCACGUAGGCUGUUUAUUUUGCAAGGUAAGGUGGACUGUGCAAGGAAAUUUUCCUUCAGAGCUUAGUGAAUGUGGUGACAUUUUACUUUGCAAAGAAUGUGCACGGAAAAUAAAAAACAGCAUUUUUGCUUGCACAUAAUUGGAUGAUGGAAGUCUCCCCUUAUUCACUAAGCUUUAGGGAUAAUUGCAAAGUGAACAUGUUAUUUGUCUUAAGUAUAUCAAUCCUAAUUUUUUUUUAAUCUACUUAA
Molecule: messenger RNA, 3529 nt
Organism: Rana temporaria (common frog)
Lineage: Eukaryota; Metazoa; Chordata; Amphibia; Anura; Ranidae
Gene: ENPEP
Product: glutamyl aminopeptidase
Exons: 20
Coding region: 121-3036 (971 amino acids)
Biological process (GO): peptide catabolic process; proteolysis
Cellular component (GO): cytoplasm
Molecular function (GO): metalloaminopeptidase activity; peptide binding; zinc ion binding
Source: RefSeq, a predicted model, not a curated record